Molecule: messenger RNA, 490 nt
Organism: Austrofundulus limnaeus
Lineage: Eukaryota; Metazoa; Chordata; Actinopteri; Cyprinodontiformes; Rivulidae
Product: mothers against decapentaplegic homolog 4
Biological process (GO): anatomical structure morphogenesis; SMAD protein signal transduction; regulation of transcription by RNA polymerase II
Cellular component (GO): heteromeric SMAD protein complex
Molecular function (GO): RNA polymerase II cis-regulatory region sequence-specific DNA binding; DNA-binding transcription factor activity, RNA polymerase II-specific; I-SMAD binding
Source: RefSeq, a predicted model, not a curated record
GUAGCAGGCAGGAAAGGGUUCCCUCAUGUGAUCUACGCUCGUCUGUGGCGCUGGCCUGACCUCCAUAAGAAUGAGCUGAAACACGUCAAGUUCUGUCAGUUCGCCUUCGACCUGAAGUACGACAGCGUGUGUGUCAAUCCAUACCACUACGAGAGGGUGACAGGCCCCGCCUCCACAGGUGCUCAGUCGCUGAUAAAGGAGGAGUUCAUGCAGGAAUGUCUGCAGCUUGACCUGCCCCCCCACCCAGACCUGUACAGCCAGCCCUGCCCACCCAGCAUGUAUCCCAGCAUUCCUCUGUCUCCUCUAGGUACAAGCUCCAUGACCCCUCUGACCUCAGGGGGUGUUGGUGAGGGUCCAGACGGUCUCCUGCAGGUCUCCCUGGUCCAGAACCACGGGGGCCAGACCUCCUCACCUCUCACUACACAGCCUCCUCCUACAGCCACCUCUCCACACCUGCAGAGCCCAGAGUACAGCAGUCCCCCCAAACCAG